Acanthisitta chloris (rifleman) is the source of this 696-nucleotide messenger RNA. RefSeq names its product tripartite motif-containing protein 3-like. Gene Ontology annotation, molecular function: protein binding; translation repressor activity; ubiquitin protein ligase activity. NCBI's taxonomy places the organism in Eukaryota, Metazoa, Chordata, Aves, Passeriformes, Acanthisittidae. The record is from RefSeq and is a predicted model, not a curated record. The transcript has 7 exons. Gene Ontology annotation, biological process: proteasome-mediated ubiquitin-dependent protein catabolic process; protein polyubiquitination; negative regulation of translation. The annotation marks the transcript as partial.
ACCAACCUGCAGGGGAUCUCCACAUCCAGCGCCGGACGCAUCGUAGUGGCCGACAGCAACAACCAGUGCGUGCAGGUGUUCUCCAACGAGGGUCAGUUCCGGCUGCGUUUUGGGGUCCGGGGCCGCUCCCCGGGGCAGCUCCAGCGCCCCGGCAAGUUCAAGACAAAGCUGGGCGCAGGGAGGCUGAUGGGCCCCAAGGGUGUGGCCGUGGACCGCAAUGGGCACAUCAUCGUGGUGGACAACAAGGCCUGUUGUGUCUUCAUCUUCCAACCCAACGGGAAGCUGGUGGCUCGUUUCGGCUCCCGUGGCACUGCUGAGCGCCAGUUUGCAGGACCUCAUUUCGUGGCUGUCAACAACAAGAACGAGAUCGUGGUGACUGACUUCCACAACCACUCAGUGAAGGUGUACAAUGCAGAGGGAGAGUUCCUGUUCAAGUUCGGGUCACACGGGGAGGGCAAUGGGCAGUUCAACGCACCCACGGGGGUGGCUGUGGACGGCAACGGCAACAUCAUCGUGGCUGACUGGGGCAACAGGCGCAUCCAGGUAUUCGACAGCGCAGGCUCGUUCCUGUCCUACAUCAACACGGCGGCCGACCCCCUGUACGGGCCGCAGGGGCUGGCGCUCACCUCCGACGGACACGUCGUCGUGGCCGACUCGGGCAACCACUGCUUCAAGGCCUAUCGCUACCUGCAGUGA